GUUUAUCGCCUCCCUGUUGUACCGGAGCGUGAGGCCCGCCGGGGGCUAGCGGAGGGAGCCCGGUCCAGGCUGCAUUGCUGAAGGCUGUGCGGAUGAGGUACCUGCAGAUGGUGUCCUUUGUCAUUGGUGCCCAGCACCUGCCAGGCUGAUCCAUGGUCACUUCCCGGGAUGGCAGCAACGUGACUUCAGCUGAGGAUGACCCUGACUGAACGGCUGCGUGAGAAGAUUUCUCAGGCCUUCUACAGCCACGGGCUGCUCUGUGCCUCCUACCCCGUCCCCAUCGUCCUCUUCACGGGCCUCUGCAUCUUAGCUUGCUGCUACCCCCUGCUGAAGCUGCCCCUGCCGGGCACGGGCCCUGUGGAGUUUGCCACCCCGGUGAAGGACUACGCCCCGCCCCCUGCCGACCCUGACCACCGGCCGGGGGAGCCCAGCGAACGGCCUGAGUGGUAUGUGGGUGCCCCGGUGGCUUACAUCCAGCAGAUUUUCGUGAAGACCUCAGUGUCGCCCUGGCACAAGAACCUCCUGGCAGUAGAUGUGUUCCGCUCCCCUCUGGCCCGGGCGUUCCAGCUGGUGGAGGAGAUCCGGAACCAUGUGCUGCGAGACAGCUCUGGGACCAGGAGUCUGGAGGAGGUGUGCCUGCAGGUGACCGACCUGCUGCCAGGCCUUCGGAAACUUCGGAACCUGCUCCCGGAGCAUGGCUGCCUGCUACUGUCCCCGGGGAACUUCUGGCAGAAUGACCGGGAGCGCUUUCACGCCGACCCUGACAUCAUUGGGACCAUCCAUCAGCACGAGCCCAAGACACUGCAGACUUCCGCCACGCUCAAGGACUUGCUGUUUGGUGUUCCCGGGAAGUACAGCGGGGUGAGCCUCUACCGGAAGAGGAGGAUGGUGUCCUACACGAUCACCCUGGUCUUCCAGCGCUACCACGCCAAGUUCCUAGGCAGCCUGCGUGCCCGCCUCAUGCUCCUGCACCCCAGCCCCAACUGCAGCCUUCGGGCAGAGAGCCUGGUCCACGUGCACUUCAAGGAGGAGAUCGGCAUUGCCGAGCUCAUCCCCCUGGUCACCACCUACAUCAUCCUGUUUGCCUACAUCUACUUCUCCACACGCAAGAUCGACAUGGUGAAGUCCAAGUGGGGGUUAGCCCUGGCCGCCGUGGUUACAGUGCUCAGCUCACUGCUCAUGUCCGUGGGGCUCUGCACGCUUUUCGGUCUGACGCCCACACUCAAUGGCGGCGAGAUCUUCCCGUACCUGGUGGUGGUGAUUGGCUUUGAGAACGUGCUCGUGCUCACCAAGUCCGUGGUGUCGACCCCGGUGGACCUGGAGGUGAAGCUACGGAUUGCCCAAGGCCUGAGCAGCGAGAGCUGGUCCAUCAUGAAGAACAUGGCCACCGAGCUGGGCAUCAUCCUCAUCGGCUACUUCACCCUCGUGCCUGCCAUCCAGGAGUUCUGUCUCUUCGCGGUCGUGGGCCUGGUGUCCGACUUCUUCCUCCAGAUGCUGUUCUUCACCACAGUGCUGUCCAUCGACAUACGCCGCAUGGAGCUAGCGGACCUGAACAAGCGGCUGCCGCCCGAGGCCUGCCUGCCCCCCGCCAAGCCUGUGGGGCGGCCGGCACGCUACGAGAGGCAGCUGGCUGCGCGGCCGUCCACGCCUCACACCAUCACGCUGCAGCCGUCCUCCUUCCGGAACCUGCGGCUCCCCAAGAGACUGCGCGUCGUCUACUUCCUGGCCCGCACCCGCCUGGCUCAGCGCCUCAUCAUGGCCGGCACCGUCGUCUGGAUCGGCAUCCUGGUGUACACAGACCCUGCGGGGCUGCGCACUUACCUGGCUGCCCAGGUGACAGAGCAGAGCCCGCUGGGCGAGGGCCCCCUGGCCUCCAUGCCCGUGCCCAGCGGUGUGCUGCCCGCCAGCCACCCGGACCCAGCCUUCUCCAUCUUCCCACCGGAUGCCCCGAGGCUCCCUGAGAACCAGACGCUGCCCGGCCAGCAGCCUGAGCCGGUGGGCCCAGGAGAAAGUAUCCAGGACGGCCCAGUGCCGGAGGUGACCUGGGGGCCUGAGGACGAGGAGCUCUGGCGGGAGCUGUCCUUCCGCCACUGGCCCACGCUCUUCAGCUACUACAAUGUCACGCUGGCCAAGAGGUACAUCAGCCUGCUGCCCGUCAUCCCCGUGACGCUGCGCCUGAACCCGAGGGAGGCGCUGGAGGGACGGCACCCGCAGGACGGUCGCAGCGCCUGGUCCCCUCGUGGGCCCGCGCCCCCUGGGCUCCGGGAGGCAGCGGGACCCCUGGGGCCGGGCGGGGCGCCCGUGCCCGGAGAUGUCACUCUGUACAACGCCGGCCUGGGCGCCCAGCGCCGACGGCUCCAUCUGGAGCCUGGAGCUGCAGGGCGGCCUCUUCGUGGUCGGGCGGAGCAGCGGCCGGCUGGAGGUGUGGGACGCCAUCGAGGGCGAGCUGUGCUGCAGCAGCGAGGUGUCAUCCUCGGGCAUCACGGCCCUGGUCUUCCUGGACAAGAGGGUCGUGGCUGCUCGGCUCAAUGGUUCCCUGGAUUUCUUCUCUCUUGAGACUCAAGCGCUCUUCAGCCCACUGCAGUUCCGAGGGACCCCAGGGCGGGGCAGCUCUCCCUCCUCUCUGCAGAGUGGCAGCGACACAGUGGCCUGCCGCCUGACCCAUACUGUGCCCUGCGCACACCAGAAACCCAUCACAGCCCUGAAGGCUGCUGCUGGGCGCCUGGUGACCGGGAGCCAGGACCACACCCUGAGGGUGUUCCGUCUGGAGGACUCGUGCUGCCUCUUCACGCUGCAGGGCCACUCAGGGGCCAUCACAAGUGUCUAUGUUGACCAGACCAUGGUGCUGGCCAGCGGAGGACAGGAUGGGGCCAUCUGCCUGUGGGACAUGCUGACAGGCAGCCGGGUCAGCCAUAUGUUUGCUCACCGUGGGGAUGUAACGUCCCUCACCUGCACCGCCUCCUGUGUCAUCAGCAGUGGCCUGGAUGACCUCAUCAGCAUCUGGGACCGAAGCACGGGCAUCAAACUCUACUCCAUUCAGCAGGACCUGGGUUGUGGUGCAAGCUUGGGUGUCAUCUCUGACAACCUGCUGGUGACCGGUGGCCAGGGCUGCGUCUCUUUUUGGGACCUGAACUACGGGGACCUGCUGCAGACUGUGUAUCUAGGGAAGAACAGUGAGGCCCAGCCGGCCCGCCAGAUCCUGGUACUGGACAACGCAGCCAUUGUGUGCAACUUCGGCAGCGAGCUCAGCCUAGUUUAUGUGCCCUCCGUGCUGGAGAAGCUGGACUGAGGGCAGGCGGCACCGCACGCUGGACCCAGGACAAUGAGGGUGGGCGUAGAGCAGCUCCUGGCAGCUGCCUCUGAGUUGUCCUGCUCCUGGACUGUGGUAUUAAACUUUUUAAGAAACACGUG
Molecule: messenger RNA, 3411 nt
Organism: Chinchilla lanigera (long-tailed chinchilla)
Lineage: Eukaryota; Metazoa; Chordata; Mammalia; Rodentia; Chinchillidae
Gene: Scap
Product: SREBF chaperone
Biological process (GO): SREBP signaling pathway
Cellular component (GO): endoplasmic reticulum membrane; Golgi membrane
Molecular function (GO): sterol binding; protein binding
Source: RefSeq, a predicted model, not a curated record